AUGCUGUCGCACCUGAAGGAGCGCAAGGCCGAGAAGCAGAGCUAUGGCCACGUGGACAGCGCCGUGGACAUGAGUCCCGGGGGCUUCAUCGACGCGCGCAGCGUGGCCAAGAGCGUGGAGGCGGGCAAGGGCGGCGUCAAGAAGCAGCAGCAGUCGAACUCGGAGGACGACGAGGAAGACGACGACGACGACGCGGACGCCGACAGGGACCCGGCCAGGGACAAGCUGAAGACAGAAAACUUGGCCCACGACGUGCGCUUCCGCGUGAACGGCAUCGUGGUGGACAGCGAGGUGAAGGGCGGCGCCAGGAAGGGCUGGGAGGGCGUCUACGAGAUCAUGUUCAAGAGCUCCACGCCCACGGGCCAGCGCGUGGCGCUCGUGCUGCUCGUGAUGGUCUCGAUGAGCGUCGUGGUCGCUGUGCUGGACAGUGUGGACGACAUUCGGGAGGACAUCGGCGACUAUUUGUUGGCUCUGGAGGCGUUCUUCACCGUCGUCUUCUCCGUGGAAUACUUCUUGCGACUGGUGUCUCUCCGCAACCCGAGCAGGUUCGCCUUGAGCUUGAUGGGCUUCGUCGACGUGUGUGCGCUGGUCCCGUCGUACUUGGGUUUCAUCCUGCCGGACGCCAGACCGCUGCUGCAUCUAGCGGUGUUACGUAUCUUCCGAGUGAUGCGCGUGUUCCGACUGCUGCGACUUGCUCGGUUCGUGGAUGCAGGCGCGGCGCUGAGUGACAACAUCCAGUCUAACAAGCGGCGCAUCGCGGUGUUCCUUGUGGCGCUUUUCACGAUGAUUCUCGUCAUUGGAUGCGCCAUGUACCUCAUCGAGGGCGACCGCCACGACUUCUCCAACAUCCCGAUCAGCUUGUACUGGACAGUGGUGACCAUGACGACGGUCGGAUACGGAGAUAUCUCGCCGCAGACCAUUGUGGGUCGCAUGCUGGCCACCAUUGUGAUGUUCGUGGGUUACGGUAUCAUCGCCUGUCCGCUGGUGCUGAACCAGGCGGGAUCGCAGGACAUCCUGACGGAAGUGAUCGAGUGCCCACGCUGCUUCCGACGGCUGCACCAAGAGGACGCCAAUUUCUGUCGCGUCUGCGGUACUGCUCUGCGCCAGCCUCGUGCCAAGAGUAUUAAGGCGCGUCGCGACCGGCGACUUCGACUCGCGAAGCUACGACUCCCGAUCCCUGAGGACGGUCUGCCCUUGUCGACGACGUCCACCACUAGAUCCACUGUGCGUCUGCUCUCGGAGGACCUGGACUCGACGCGGACAGUUCGCUCGAGCAUGUGACAGUUUGACGCUUUGGCCCUUUGAAAUUGUGCAGUGGCCACGCGUCUGGGUGGCUUGUAGGAUAACCACGCGCUCGCAUGGGCGUAGGAGCGCACGAUAGACAAUGUACGUAUGCGUUUUCCGUCAA
Phytophthora sojae is the source of this 1408-nucleotide messenger RNA. RefSeq lists its product as hypothetical. Lineage: Eukaryota; Oomycota; Peronosporomycetes; Peronosporales; Peronosporaceae. Gene Ontology annotation, molecular function: voltage-gated potassium channel activity. Bases 1 to 1281 code for a protein of 426 amino acids. Gene Ontology annotation, biological process: potassium ion transmembrane transport. The transcript has 3 exons. Gene Ontology annotation, cellular component: membrane. The record is from RefSeq and is a predicted model, not a curated record.